AUGAAUGCAGGCCUCAGUUUAAUUACCAUUUCCAUUGCUGUUUCUAUGCAUUUUCCGCUCGUGAUGAGGAGAGAGAUCGAUAGACAAUUAAAGAUGGAGAAAAAGAUUUAUGAUGCAGCCCUUCAUGGGAGUGUCAAUAUUCUUCAUGAAUUGCUCCAAGAAGAUAAAUCAAUUCUUGAUAGAGUUUCUUUAAAUUGUACCAACAAUUAUACUCCUCUGCAUAUAGCAGCAAUGAGAGGGCAUGAAGAAUUUGUCAAAGUAAUAUUGGCUCAAAGCCCUGAGCUAUCUGCUGAGCUAGAUUCGCGUCAAAAAUUGUCACCCCUUCAUUUGGCAUCAGCUAGAGGGCAUUCGAAGAUUGUGGAGGCAUUGGUAAAUGCUAAUCCUGACAUGUGCUUGGUUCUUGAUCGAAAUGGCAGCAACCCUCUUCAUCUUGCAGCCGUCAAAGGCAGAGAUGAGGUUUUGGAAAUGCUGGUUGAUUCAAGGCCGUUUGCAGCUAAAGAAAAGACCAAACGUGGGGAGUCUAUUUUGCAUGUGUGUGUGAAGUAUAAUCAGUUGGAUGCCCUGAAGAAGCUGGUGGAAAUUGUGGAUGAUGAGGAGUUCUUGAAUCAGAAGGAUGGCGAUGGCCUCAGCAUAUUGCAUUUGGCUGUUAUUUCCAAGCAAAUUCAGAUCAUCCAAUACUUGAUAACUACAGCCAUAAAUAUAAAUGAGAAGAAUCCAAAAGGGCGCACAGCAAUGGACCUUAUACCACAAAAUCCCCCGGAGAUGAAUCAACAGAUUGAAGAGGUUCUUCGACAAGUAGGAGCCUUAAAGGCAGAGGAAAUCACUGAAUCCAUUACAAACGUUACUAAUACCACGAGGCCUAACAAUUUUUCACCAGCAUCUCAAGCUAAUCCAUCAACAGCCACACAAGGAGCUAAUCCGCAAUCCAAUUUCAGAUGGUUAGAACAGAAAAGCAAAGCACUAAUGGUCGUGGCAUCGCUCAUCGCGACAAUGGCUUUCCAGGCCGGAUUAAGCCCACCAGGAGCAGUUUGGCAAGAUGAUUCAACUCAGGAUUCUUCAGGAAAUCCUGCACCAAAUCCACACAAGGCAGGCGAAUCCGUUAUGGCUUACCAUCACCUCCAUUACUACAAGUAUUUCCUUCGGUUCAACACGACUGCCUUUGUUUCAUCCCUUGGCAUAAUCCUGAUGCUCAUCAGUGAACUACCCUUCAAGCAUGAGAUCUUCAUGUGGCUCUUGGUGGGUGUUAUGUGGUUAACAGCUACUUCAAUUGCACUAACUUAUGGUAUAUCAAUUGCAUAUGUUACACCAGAGAUGGAUAAGGAACAACUUGGUCAUGUGAUUGAAAUUGCUGUAGCUGCAUGGUGUGGUGUGAUAACUCUUGUUCUCCUGGGGAAAACUACCUAUUCCUUGCACCAAUGGUGGAAAAAUGGAAGAAGAAUAAGGUGGCCAAUGACAAAGAGGAAUUCACUUGUUCGGAACCAUGGAAAUCAACUAAGUAUAGCAUCAACUUCAUUCGUCUAA
Molecule: messenger RNA, 1521 nt
Organism: Coffea arabica (coffee)
Lineage: Eukaryota; Viridiplantae; Streptophyta; Magnoliopsida; Gentianales; Rubiaceae
Source: RefSeq, a predicted model, not a curated record